Messenger RNA from Microplitis mediator, 1784 nucleotides. It is a transcript of the gene Rsf1, whose product is annotated as RNA-binding protein Rsf1-like. The transcript has 3 exons. The coding region runs from base 197 to 892 and encodes 231 amino acids. The record is from RefSeq and is a predicted model, not a curated record. Gene Ontology annotation, biological process: mRNA splicing, via spliceosome. Gene Ontology annotation, molecular function: RNA binding. Gene Ontology annotation, cellular component: nuclear speck. NCBI's taxonomy places the organism in Eukaryota, Metazoa, Arthropoda, Insecta, Hymenoptera, Braconidae.
UGUGAUUUUGUCUACAUCCUGUACUCACACCCGCUCUACAUAAAACUUUAUCUUUCACAGCGUUCUCUAUUCUCUAUCGUUCCCUCGCUAUAAUAUUGAUUCGUUUGGAGAUUAAGAUUAUAAAAAGUAAGAAAAAUAUACUAGCUUAUAUUGUAGUGAAAAAUAAAAAAAAAAGUAAAUAAUAAUAACAUUAAUAAUGACGCCGGAGGGAUAUACGCGAGUGUACGUCGGCGGUCUGAAUGACACGAUCAAAAAGGAAGAUUUACAAACAGAGUUUGAAAAAUUUGGGAAAUUGAAUAAAGUAUGGGUGGCAUUUAAUCCGCCAGGUUUUGCAUUUAUUGAGUUUUUGAGAGUCGACGAGGCUGAGUUAGCUUGCAACAGCAUGAACGGUUCUGAAAUAAUGGGAGCCAAGUUGAGAGUCGAGAUAUCCCGCGGUCCCGGUCGGAGUAGAAGUAGAGGCGGCGGCGGUGGCGGGGGUGGGUUCAGAGGUCAAUCUGGCGGCGGCAGAGGCGGUUUCGGCGGUUCGCGUAGAUCUUACGGCGGAGGUGGCGGCGGUGGUGGUUAUCACCGUGAUAACAACUCGUACGGUAAUCAAGGCGGCAAUACCAAUAGCUAUCAUUCAGGCAGGGCGGGUGGUGGUGGUCCGAAAUACAGCAGAGGACGAUUUGGGGGUGAUAACAAUUACUCUGGUGGAAGAAACAAUACGGGGUACAUGCCCGGCGGAGGUAAUGCUUAUUCCCAACAAGGAUACAACAAUUCGUCUGGCAACGGAGAUGCAACUGUUGACUAUUAUAAUAGAAGAAAUAAGGAUUCCUCAUCAGCCUCCUCUAGAUACCGCAAUCGGUCACCGGCUGGACGCGGCAGUCAUCGUCAUCUUCGUGAAUGCACGUAAUGAGUUUGAAGCUGCGACAGUUCUACGUUACCACUGCAAUAAGAGUGGCUAAUAAUUAUAAAUCAUCUACUUCUUGCUUGUCCCCUCGAUGACUACCACAACCACUAUCACCACCACCACCACCCGUUGUUCUGGCCAAUCUACACAGCUACGUGUAUAUAUAUACAAAAAAAAAAAAAAAAAUAAGAAAACAAAAUUACAGACAUUAUUGUAACAACAUCAAUCUAAUCAAUUAAUUAAGUUAAUCAUAUACAUAAAUUAGUCUUACGGUGAUUAAACUCAUCACAUUUGUGUAUGUUACACUUUUUUAAAAAUCUAUUUUUCAUAUUACGUUUAUUACAUAUUUAAUUAAUUAAUAUCAUCUUAUAAUUCCUCUGGUAGUUGUUUACUUUACAUUUAUCUUUGCCUUUAAGGAAAAAAAAAAUUAAAUUUAGAACACACAUUUUUAAUACGCAAAAGUUAAGAAAAUUUUAUAAUAAAAUCUAAUAAAAAUAAAAAAAAAAAAUUAUCAGUGCUUAUUAGUCAAAAAAAAAAAAAUUACACUAAUGAUUAAUUAAUUACCUCGACGCCUAAAUUAUCUUUAGACAAAAUUACAUAUAUUUUAAAUAAAUUUAUUAUUUUCAAUAGUACAAAACAUUUAUAAUUAAUAAUAGUGAUAGUAAUUAUAAUUUAUAAUUAUUUGAUAGUAGCAAGCAAUGCAGAUCUGCGCUCGGUAUUUUGAAAGAGCGCUCUUACAAGUUGUUUUACUUGACUCGCGGUAAAUUCCCGCGCUAGAGGACCUUUGCCGUCUGCCCAGCGUUGCUCAAUGUCCUUCAACGAGGCCUCCAGUACUUUAAUAAGUUCCAGCAUUUUUUGCCACUUGUUCACGUAACGGUUUACCGAAUUUUCUUCC